This is a messenger RNA of Mucor velutinosus, 912 nucleotides long. RefSeq names its product serine/threonine-protein phosphatase 2A 56 kDa regulatory subunit delta isoform. Bases 1 to 912 code for a protein of 303 amino acids. Gene Ontology annotation, biological process: transport. Gene Ontology annotation, molecular function: transmembrane transporter activity. The transcript has 8 exons. Lineage: Eukaryota; Fungi; Mucoromycota; Mucoromycetes; Mucorales; Mucoraceae. The record is from RefSeq and is a predicted model, not a curated record.
AUGGCCACUUUGAAACAAGAGAAGAGCCUUGCUAUUCCCAAGCUCGCCCAGGAUCUGAUUGCUGGUACUAUCGGUGGUUGGGCACAAGUGAUUGUUGGCCAUCCUCCCGACACCAUCAAGGUUCGUUUGCAGACACAACCUACUCCUCCCAUUUACUCCGGUGCUAUGGAUUGUGUUCGCAAGCUCAUCAAGGAAGAAGGUCCCAAGGGUCUUUACAGAGGUGUCAUGUCUCCAUUAGCUGGCAUUGGUUUUUGUAAUGCUGUCAUGUUUACCGCUAAUGGUUGGUCCAGACGUAUGUUGCAGAAUGGAGAUGAGAAGAGAGUAUUGUCUAUUUUUGAAAUUGGUGUUGCUGGAUCAAUGGCUGGCUCUGUUAUGGCCUUCCUCAAUUGUCCCAUUGAACUAUUGAAGGUUAAAUUACAAACUCAGGAUCCUAGAGGAUUUGUUAAUGCAAGUGGAAAGCAUGAACCUGCUUAUAAAGGUGUUAUUGAUUGUGGUAUCCGAACUGUCCGCGCCCAAGGUUUUAGUGGCAUUUAUCGUGGCAUGGGCGUUACCUUGAUGAGGGAUACUCCCAGUUACUUUGCUUACUUUGUCGGUUAUGAGGGGUUGAAACGUUUGUUCCAAUCCAUGAAGAAGGACGGCCAAGAGUUGGGUACAUUUGAACUGCUUAUGGCAGGUGGUUUAUCCGGCUUUGCUGCUUGGGUUCCUGCCUAUCCUCAAGAUGUCAUCAAGAGUAACUAUCAGAAUGAUCUUCGAUACAAAUCAAUUGGCCAAGUUGUCAAGACAUUGUACAGAACUGGUGGGCCCAAAGCCUUCCUCAAUGGUUUGGGGCCUACACUAGUCAGAGCCUUCCCAGCCAAUGCCGCAACUUUCUUUGCUUACGAGAUGGCGAUGGAUUGCAUGAAAAGCCUUUAG